GUAACGACACAUCAAAGCCAUUACCUCAAGUCAAUGUUGGCUUUUCUACCAUGUGUAUAUCUCUUCACGACACUGAUUGCAUCACUGUUCUUCACCAUGAUCAAGAUGCACUGUCGACCAUAAGGCAGGCAAUUAUGGAAUCUUGGCCCCACGGCAUUCAAAACGAAUAUGCCAUUUGUGGGACGGGUCAUGCAUUCAAAGUUAUAGGUAAUCCAUUUAAUUCACCUGAAUCGAUUAGCUCUCGAAAUUCACGACAAAUGAUAGCGACAAUCCUUCAUAGAUUAUACAACAUUGGGCGAAGAGUGGUGGUAUCAUGUGACCUCGGACGCUUGAACGAUAAAAGUGCGGUGUUUCUCACACGAUCUCCCAGCCAUUUCUCAUCGGCAUAUCCAUUUGUCUGCGUUGGCUUGAGCAGCACCGACAAACUUAUGAUUAUCAAUCUGCCAACCCAGCUCGUCGAAACCUUUAAGCAGACAGUCCGCCGCAAUUGGACGAGAGGAAUUCAAAAUGAAUCCUAUCAAAAUGGAGUGUUUGAGAUAAAGAUGUGCGGUAACCCUUGGGAGUCAACGGACGAGCAAUCCAUCAUGGCAAAACUGCUGCUCCAAAAUUUAGUCGGGUUUUUUUAUCAACACCAAUACUCCUUCGCUGUCAACGUGAACCUCAAAAGUACCGCAGACUCUCUCUUCUUUCGCCACGAUCCCGACCUGCCCGCAGGCUCGUUCCCCCAACUUUGUACGAUAAGCCUUAAUCGUACCGAUCGUCUCCGAAUUCUUUGCGCCCCCGAGCCGAUCAUAACAAUAAUACGCGGUGUUAUACAAAGCGUAUGGUCACCCGGUACGAUUCAGAAUGAGAAAGACCAUCAUGGAAGCUGGGAAUUCAAACUUUCAGGCAAUCCUUGGCAUUCUUCAAAGGGGGAGUCGGUGAUGGCAAGGUAUUUAAUUCUCAAGAUUUUGGAAGCAAUGAUGGUACAGGGUUGGCAUAACAUAGCAGCCAUAGAUAUCUCACGUCGCCUAAGUGAUAAAUCCGUGUUGAUAUUUAAAAAAGGCGAGCCCAAAUGCUGUCCGGUCAUGUGUCUCAGUUUAACGGAUUCGGAUAAAUUGCGUCUGAUCAACGCGCCACAUGAACUGGACGAUACGUUCAAGGAGAUUGUCCUUAGCCGCUGGAUGAAUGGGAUCCAGGAAGAAAAAAUAAUGAACCUUAGUUUUGGUGGCGUACGCCAAUUGAAACUCAGAGGUUGUCCGUGGAACGGUGGAAUAAACAACGAUACGUGUCACAUGCGCAGCUUUCUUUGCAACGUUAUAGAGGCGUACGCAGCACGUGGUUGGCGCGUGUUGAUGGCAGGGGACGUCUCGGCCAAAUACGAAAGUAACUGCUGCUGUGAACCUGACUACCCCAUUGAUGUCCACAGCUUUUGGUUUGUUUGCGACGGAAUGCAACUAUCCUCACCUCCAACAGCACAUUAUCCUACUUCCGGCUACGGCAUCAUGCCUUCUCCUAAUGCAGAGAACCCACCAACCGCACCUUACCCACCAACCACAGGAUAUGGAUUGCACCCUAAUCCUAACCCAAACAUUUCUCCACACGAACCUCCUCCUACAUAUGGUCAGGCCGUCGGUUGGGAAGCAGGAAGAAAUUGAAGGAAACACGACUUUAUGAAACGCAUAUUAAAGUAUUUAGUCUGAAUGAUUGAACGUUCUGUGAACGCUUAAAUGGUCUAUUUAAUCAAUUCGAGAAAAGGUCUUUAUAGCAUGAUGGUCAUCAAGCGAUAGAUAUUGAUAUUUUUCUAUGUUAUUCCACAAUGCUUGUUGUCGCCAUGGUAAUUGGUGAAGCUGGGUAAAGCUUGUGUUCACACAAUGAUAAAAUCAAUCAAAAAACUUCACAAGCUAAAUGUGCAUACUUAAUACCAGCAAGAAAAUAUAAUGAAAAUUCUUGUUAAAUUGUA
Messenger RNA from Xenia sp. Carnegie-2017, 1942 nucleotides. RefSeq lists its product as uncharacterized. The record is from RefSeq and is a predicted model, not a curated record. Bases 51 to 1637 code for a protein of 528 amino acids. Lineage: Eukaryota; Metazoa; Cnidaria; Anthozoa; Malacalcyonacea; Xeniidae. The transcript is spliced from 3 exons.